This is a messenger RNA of Gryllus bimaculatus (two-spotted cricket), 1114 nucleotides long. The record is from the annotation of a GenBank genome assembly. NCBI's taxonomy places the organism in Eukaryota, Metazoa, Arthropoda, Insecta, Orthoptera, Gryllidae.
CAGAAUCUGGGGGCCUCUGGAGUCUACUCUUCCUUCGCGCCCAAGGAGCCUGUCUGGGACCUUCGCUGCGGAGUUGCGAGAGCGGACUCACUACUGGGCACUGGAACCUGCGAUUUGAAGAGAGAGUACAUUUGCGAACAAGGAGCGGUGCGACCCGCACCUACCCCACCCCCUUCUCCGCCGCUGGGGUACGUCGCCAUGGACAAGUACCCGCACUCGCUGUACAAGGUGCACCGCGACAAGGCGUCGUGGGAGACAGCGAGGCGCCGCUGCGAGGGCGAAGGGGCGCACCUCAUGUUCGUCAACUCUCUGGACGAGGCCGACAGGGUUCUCAAGCGCACCGCCCUGCCCGGCUGGUUCUGGCUGGGCUUCGACGACUUCGCCAAUGAAGGGGAGUACGUCUACUUGGAUGGGACGAGGGUUGCGGACUCUGGCUAUGAAAGAUGGGCCACGGAUGAGCCUACAGAAAAUCUCAACUGCGGCGUUGCGAGAACAGACGGACUCCUUGGUACAGGCACAUGUAAGAUUGAGAGAGAAUAUAUUUGUGAAUGGGACAAACCUAGAGCGCCACCGUCGCCGACGUGGAUCCCUCCGGGCUACUCCAAAAUCGGCAACUUGGGGCUGUACAAAGUGCACCGGGAUCGCGUGCAAUGGGAGACGGCCCGACGCAAUUGCGAGGCGGCGGGGGCGCGACUUCUGAUCGUCAACUCCCAGGCCGAGGCCGACGCCGUCCUCAAGACAAGCGGCCUGCCAGGUUGGUUCUGGCUGGGCUUCGACGACUUCGACAACUCGGGACAAUACAUCACGUUGGACGGGAGAACUUUAAGAGAUGCUGGGUACGAGAAAUGGGACUCAGGAGAACCUGACAAGAAGCUCAACUGUGGUGUGGCAACUGUCAAGGGUCUCUUAGGAACUGGAAAUUGCAAAUAUAAUAGGGGCUAUAUUUGUGAGCUCAUGUGGCCGUAGGAAUACUACAAAAACUUAAUUAAAAUCAUAUUGCCAAUUUUAUCCGUAAGAUCUUAUUGUAAGAAAUAAACAUAUCUCUAGAAAAUUUGUUUCUUUAUUUUUAAAAUCACCUAAAGAAACAAUGUCUAAAGAACACCAAAUUCAAGGA